Messenger RNA from Lodderomyces oxycetoniae, 1260 nucleotides. RefSeq names its product aspartyl protease SAP10 (gene SAP10). Gene Ontology annotation, molecular function: aspartic-type endopeptidase activity. Gene Ontology annotation, biological process: proteolysis. The coding region runs from base 1 to 1260 and encodes 419 amino acids. The record is from RefSeq and is a predicted model, not a curated record. The transcript has a single exon. Lineage: Eukaryota; Fungi; Ascomycota; Pichiomycetes; Serinales; Debaryomycetaceae.
AUGACCAGCUUUGCUAUAUCAUUAGCGCUAUUUGCUUGCACAGUUAUUGCGUUUCAACUUGACUUCAAAGUUCAAAAACAAGAGUUUCAACCACAUGCACCAACAAUACUUGACCAACGAGAUUUCCAUCUCCUCUUUCGUGUUCUACAAAAUGUCUACAUUACAGAGUUGGAAAUAGGUUCAAACAAUGAUAAAGUAUCUGUUUCAAUAGACACGGGAUCACUGAGCUUAUGGGUGAUGUCAAGUUCAGUGGAAUGUUUGAAUGUGUCUCAAUUCCACACAGAAAAUGCCCCUACAAUUCCCAAGGUACUUGAUGAUCUUUAUCCAAACUACACAUGUACGGCAAAUGGGACUUACAAUCCUAAUGAAUCAGAGACGUUUGUUGAAACAAAUCAAGUUUUCAAUAUAGGGUAUGCCGAUGGUACCGGAUCAUCUGGAUAUUGGGGGCUUGAUGAUUUGCAUAUUGGGAAUGCAACAGUCCAUAACUUCAAGUUUGGCAUUGCCAAUAUCACAAGUGUUGAUGUUGGUAUAAUGGGAAUUGGUUGGCAAGAGUCAGAUGAUGACAAUUUUCCAAAAAUGCUUGAAAAGCAAGGAAUAACUAAUAGUUCAAUUUACUCGAUAUACAUGACCAAUGAAACGGGAGUGGUUCUUUUUGGAGAUGUGGAUAAUUCGAAAUAUACAGGUGAAAUGGCUACUACUAAUAUGACCAAGGCUGGUACUCUAGAAAUCGAAAGUCUAAUGCUUGAUGAUGAGAAGAUACUGGUGGUGGGAACGGAGAAAGUUCUUUUUGAUACAGGAGCCACAUUUUCCGCAUUUCCUCGAGAAUGGAUUGAGGCGAUUGCCGAGGCAAUAGGUGGUAGAUAUAAUACAAAUGCACUGGUAUAUGAUAUCGGUUGUGAUGAGGAGUAUGAUCAGAUGUUGAAGUUCACGAUAAAUGGCACUGAAUUGUCAUUUCCGUUGACGGCUCUAGUUUCACAUGUUAGCAGUACAUCAGAGGAAACAUGCGUGUUAGCGAUAUUGGAUCAGCUGAUAAUAGGUGGUGUUUUAUUUGGUUCUGAUAUCUUGCAAAAUUUCUACACUGUUUAUGAUUUUGAAAACGAUAGGCUUUCCAUUGCUCAAUUAGGUGAAGAUGUGAAUGCAGACCAGCAGAGUUCAAGUAUUUCGAACGAAGGGGCAAGUAAGACUAAUGAAGCACACUCUGUUUUACCAUGGUCAUAUUUAGAAAUAUUUUUGGUAUCGGUCUUUCUUUUUGUUCUUUAA